This is a messenger RNA of Hemibagrus wyckioides, 1563 nucleotides long. RefSeq names its product phospholipid scramblase 1-like. Gene Ontology annotation, molecular function: phospholipid scramblase activity. Gene Ontology annotation, biological process: plasma membrane phospholipid scrambling. Bases 171 to 968 code for a protein of 265 amino acids. Gene Ontology annotation, cellular component: plasma membrane. The record is from RefSeq and is a predicted model, not a curated record. The transcript has 10 exons. Lineage: Eukaryota; Metazoa; Chordata; Actinopteri; Siluriformes; Bagridae.
CUCUCUGGCAGCCUUUCCAGAUCGCUAUAACAGCAGAAGAGAGAGAGGCAACGUCAUGAACGUAUGGUGGAACUCUACCAGUCGUGCUGUUACUCAUCCUCACUCUGCUUUGCUCUCCGAAACGAAUCUACUACUACUGAGUAAAAGAAAGAAAUCCGCCACUGUAGGUCAUGGAUCCAGCCGCCAACUGCAUUGAUCUCCAACCAGGAAAAACCUUCUCCAAUCCCAAUUAUGGACAGGUACCUGCCCCGCCAGGCAACUUGCCUCCUCAAUCUCCGGCGAUGAUGCCAGCUCCUCAAAGACCUGCCGGGUGUCCACCUGGGCUGGAGUACUUAACACAGAUCGACCAGCUUCUCGUUCACCAGAAAAUGGAGCUGGCUGAGGUUAUUUUAGGAUGGGAGUCCAACAACAAGUACCUGGUCAAGAACACGCUCGGGCAGCAGGUCUUCUAUGUGGCUGAGGAGAACGACUGCUGUAACAGGAACUGCUGCGGACCACUUCGCUCCUUCGUCCUCCACAUCCAGGACAACAUAGGUCAGGAGGUCAUCACGCUCACUAGACCACUACGCUGCGGCAGCUGCUUGUGUCCCUGCUGUCUGCAAGAGCUUGAGGUGCAGUCUCCUCCUGGCACUCCCAUCGGGUACGUGGUUCAGAACUGGCACCCUUGUUUACCCAAGUACACCAUUCAAAACGAGAACAAGCAGGACAUCCUGAAGAUCGUGGGACCUUGCUGCACAUUUAAAUGUUGUUCCGAUGUGAAUUUUGAGGUUUUGUCGAUGGACGAAACGUCAUCCGUGGGCCGCAUCAGCAAGCAGUGGACAGGCUACCUACAAGAGGCUUUCACAGACGCAGACAAUUUCGGGAUCCAGUUCCCUCUGGAUCUGGACGUGAAGAUCAAGGCUGUUCUUCUCGGAGCCUGUUUUCUCAUUGACUUCAUGUUCUUUGAGAACAAACAGAGCAGUAACUGAGCGGGAGGUUCCUUCCUGUUGAGACGUCCAGACUGGCGUCUUUUUCGCUGGACAACCGUAUACAGGACAAUAUACUCUUAUUACAAAUAUUCAGCAUAUCUUUCACACACAGUGUGUCUCCAUCUGAGUCUCCACACCCUCUGUUUGAAGACUUUAUGGACACUCUGUACAUGUAUACUGUAUAUGGGAAUCCUCAUUUCUGUGUGUUUUUGACUUUGAAGCUCUAGAUGGCAACAUAGCGCAAGUUUCCAGUGCCCGCUUUAGGUCUCGUCACUGUGUCUACGCCUUAAAUGUUACAAAACGUCUGCAGUUUAAAGAAAAGACCAAAGAGCCAGUCAGAUUACUAAACCUUUAUCCAACAGAAAUACCAAAAGAACCACACUGAGUAGAAUCCAGUGUUUUUCCCCCCAUGCCACAGAGCAGAACACACACCUACAUCCUGCCCUCAUUCCUGGUUGUGGAAAACAACAGGGGCGUGACUGAAUGCCUCCUGUUUGAUCAAUAAUGAAGGAUGCGUCUAACAGAGGCGAUUGAUGUUUCACCCAACCCAGACGUCUGCGGACUCUUUUUUUUUUUUUUUUUUUUUUUUUUUAUA